GCGAGCAGUGUCGGUCGUGUUUGCUCCGUACUGUCGUGAAUUUUCAUUACCUUGUCCUACGUAUAUCCUACUAAUUCGUGUUAAGUGUAAUAUACUUUAAAUAAAAUUUAAUAUUAAUUGAAAAAUAUAAAUUUUCAUUUUUAAUCAUUUAAUUUUUUUUUUUUAAGUGAAAAAAAGUUUCCAAGUUUUGUUUGAUUUACAUCGACGUUUUAUGAUUUUUUUUAGGGAAAUAAAGUUCGGAUGAUUAUUCACGUAUGUUAUUUGUGAGUUAGGUAAAAUAAAAAAACUACACCGCAGGGUGUGAGUUGAAUGUAGAGCAGAGAAUAAAAAAAUACAAAUAAUAAUAACAAAUAAAAAAAAAAAAAAUACAGAGAAGAACAGGAGAGUUCUAUUGAGAAAUGCAAGCAAUUCCCCACCGACUGGGAUUACUUCACAGCACGUGACCUGAGAUUUCUUGAUGAAAAAAAAUUCGAUUCCCAGCGAAUGGACACGGAAAAUCGCUUCCAACAAAUGCGACUAAAAAAAAAGUUGAUUGAAACGAGAAUCACUUUAAGAAAAAUAAAAAUGUAAACAAACUUUAUUACCGAAGUAACAACAAUUCGAAUGGAUUUUUGUAUCAACUAGUCGUGAACUUCAGUAACUAAAAACAACAAGGAUACAAAUAAAUAAAAUAACGAACCACUUAUCAAUAAUAAUGAUAAAAUACAAACAAAAAUAUGUGAUAAAUUUAUUUAUCACGUUAUGGCAUCAGAAAUUGAUGAAAAUCCAGUAAGCCAAGUGCUUAGACACAUUCUGAAAAAUCUAACGGGGUUCACUAUAGAUAUAACAGCGACAACAGCAACUACUACCGCAAUAACUGAUGGUAUAGCUUCAACGGGCAACCAAAACACGAGAAGAACUCGUAAUAUCAGUGACGUCGUAGUUUCAGUGGCAUUAGUAUCAUCAGCAGCUUCAGCAUCGUCACCAGCAUCUAGCAUAAGCAGCAGGAAUAUAAGGAAAAUCCGUAGCAGGAGCAUGGUUGCGGUGGCGAUUAGCGAUAGCGUGACAAUUCCAACUAAUCCGUCCAUGGCCUUAAACAGUACUGUGGUGGUUACGAGAACCACCACCAGCGCUAGCACCACUACCGCAGCUAAGCCCGACCAACACGUCUACAAUUCCACGAAUUACCUCUCCGACCAGGACGACCUAGAAUACAGUAUACUGGCAGCCUUUUCAGACAUGCAGACAGUAUUUCUAGCGUGUAUUUGCACGCUAUUACCGCUGAUUGUCGCACUGGCAAUAGCGUUCGGAUUAAGACAUGCAUGGCGUAAAUACAGACUUAGAAGAAAUGGAACAAGUGAUUUACCCUGGUAUAGAGGUGUUUGUUCACGUGACGAUACCGCAGAAUCGCUUCAUCAUAGACCGCAUCGAAAUAGCAUCAGCAUCCAGCCCGCAACAAGAAUUUUAUCAGCCCAAGAUUUGGUGAACGGUCUCAAUGGACCAAGGUAUAUCUGCGAGACGGAAGUAAUGGAGGAAGUAGCACUCGCAGCUGGUAAUGGGGAGUUCGCAUCCCCUGGGAAUCACACGAGCAAAAACGCCAACGGCAACAUCAUCACCCUUACACUAAAGAAUAACCACCUCAUCGUGGAGACGGAAGAGCGAGCUAUGACUAUGACGGACAAUUCGUUUGUCGUUGAAGUGCAACCUAAAUAUUUGAAGGACGAUGUAGAUAUUAUCAAUAAUGGAUCAAUUGAUGAUAUUACGGGAAGGGUAACUGAUCAACAGGCUCUUGUUCAUCGUGAAGAAAUUCCUGAAGAUCAUUCUCUAGAGUUUAGUACUACAAAGUUAUUUGGUAGUAUCAACACAGGAUUAUCUCAAUCGGAUCUCUCGAUAGCCAGUCGUGGUUCAGUAAACCACAGUUACCGCUAUGGGAAUCAAAUGGAGUACGAUGCUGCCCAGUUAGGAUAUAUGUAUGAAGACAGUAAUUACAAGAAUGACCUUCUGUCCCGAGACUUAGAAGGCGUUCCCAAGUGGGUGGAGUUCGAUAAAUCACCUGACACCGAGAAAACACUCCUAAAUGAUUGCGAAAACUCUAGCUUCAACAAAGACACCACUGAAUACAAAAAACUCAACAAUCUUGACAGUUCGUUAGACUCAAAUUCAUCUCUCGAGCAUCAAGAUUCAACAGACGCAAGUAAUUCAACAGAUACUGUCAGAUCAAAUCCAAAUUUACAAGUUAACGGUGCCACUCCAAAUAAACUUGAAAGUAUGGAACGUAAAAGUUUGAUCGGUGAUUACGAUAAACUCGAGCACAGCCACCAGACUUGUAAUAAAACCAAACCAAUAAUCACCGGCGCACUUUUCAAAGAUGAUAUACACGACGAUAUAAUAUUAUCAAUAAAUGAUAAUAAUAUGAAUAACAAAUUAGGUAACGGUACUCUAUUAUCACCCACAGAGUUAAAUAAAACUUUAAAAACAUUGUGUGGUGAAGAAAAACCUGAGGGCAGCGUUUUUGUACCCUGUCAUAAACGUACUAAUAGUAUUCCUCCGCGACUUAUUGAAGAUACCCUUGAUAUCGAUCGUAAAAAAGGUAUCGAUAUAUAUAGUCAAAUAAAAACUAGUAUAUUACCGGGUUUAACUCCGAAAUUUGAAUUAUUACAAAAUGAAGUUAGUCCAAUUGACGAAAAAGAAAGUUAAUCCUUGAAGGAUUUUUAUAAUAAUCAUAAUAAUAAUAAUAAGUAUAAUUAUAAAAAUAAUAAAUGUAAUGAUAAGAAUAAUAAUAACGCAUAAAAUAUCCAACGAACGAUAGCACAAAUAUUUAUGACACAGAGAAAUGUGUUGGAAUAAAUUGGAUAUUGAGUUAUCUUAUUUUAUGAUUAAUCGCGAUUUUCCGUUUUUCUUCUUGUUUUUAUUUUAUCGACUUGAAUGAAAAAAAAAUAAAAUAAAAUAAACUAAGAAGUUAAGAAAUUUAUUGUUUUAGAGAUAAGAAUUUUUUAAGAGCAUGACAAUUUGAUAAAUCAGGACAGAGUUAUCGAGGGCGGAGCCGCAUUAGUUGAGGUGUGUAUGUGUGCAAGUACAGUGUCACGAAUUCCCGCGGAUCGAUGAGGAAUUCAUUGAUAAUGGGAAUCUGGAAGACACAGUGGGGAAGAAAACGCUGAAAGCCUGUCGGUUUUUCCUAUCGCAACGACAAAUUGGCUAAAUCUGAGGAAAAAACCAUUUGAACUGUGUGAAAGAUACGACUAAAACCACGACUAGUACCAUCUGACGAUUCUUCUAUUACGUUUUUUUCUUUUUUUUUCUCUUUGAGGUGAAUUUUUUUCAGUCUCUCGUCUCUUGUCUGCAGCAAAAACGUGAGUUCAGGGAUUCAAGAGUUGGUGAAUAAAAUCCAGAGAGAAUGAACCGUACGAACCGACGUCGCGGGCGAGAACAAUCGAGACUAACGAACUUGUUGUAUGUUCUCGUCCUCGUCAUCGUUCUCAUAGACUCACUCGUAGACUCAUAGAAUCUCAUAACGUUACUCUAGUCGUGAGUAGUCGUGCCAUCGCGUUAAUUUUGUUCUCAUGGCGGUUGCGGGUGAAUAGAAGGGCUCGAGAACUAUAACGGGCACUAUGACGGGUAUGAAUGUAGAUUUACAGUCAUAUAGACGAUGAUACUUUACUAUUCAAGUACUUUAAAAUUCUUUAUAUAUAUACAUAUAUAUGUAUGACUACCGAAAGUUUCGUGCACGUAAUGAAAUAAUUAUAUUCGAUUUAGAAGUUUCCAAGUGAUUUGAACUUACUAAUUAUUCGUAUCAAAUUGAAAACGUAAAUUCGAUUAGAAUCAUUGGUAAAUUUACAAAUUAUUCGCAAGCUUCGAAUCACUCGUAAAUUUUAAAUUUAUUCAGCAUUUGUUUGAAAUAUGAAUAAAUUAUGUUAGUCUUAUUUCGAAAACUGUAUAAUUGAAUAAAUAGUGUAAAAAAAUUUAUAUAGUUCAUCAGAUGUGAGUACAGAAUUUAAUAUUCGGAACCUACACCGAGUAUUCAAAUUCAACGUUGAUGUCCGGGUCAAAAAUAAAACUUGGUCCAGACUUGGUUUACCGAGUCGAAAUUUGGAGCCAUUCUUCAAGGCGAAAAAGUCAAAACUACACGAAAAAACAAUAUAGUAGUGGCUACUCUCUGGGAUAGUACUGAGUACUUUCCGUAA
This is a messenger RNA of Microplitis mediator, 4160 nucleotides long. RefSeq lists its product as uncharacterized. The coding region runs from base 742 to 2676 and encodes 644 amino acids. The record is from RefSeq and is a predicted model, not a curated record. Lineage: Eukaryota; Metazoa; Arthropoda; Insecta; Hymenoptera; Braconidae. The transcript has 8 exons.